UCCAUUAUGGGUCACUGAAAUGAGCAAGCGUUACCGCAGCCAAGGUAUACUGUUUAUUUUUGUGAAACCUGCAUCCCACUGUCUGGAUAUAAGACAAAGAAGGGUAUCUUGCCCAAAUGGACAACAGCCCCUCUUUUAUCCACAGGAAGAUAACGGGGCACCUCACCUUCCCUCUACUUGCUGUCACAGUCCUGUCAUCAUUUGGAUCCUCAAUGCUCUAUGGCUACAAUCUUGCUGUCGUGAACUCUCCAGCAGUGCAUAUCAAAGCCUUCUACAAUUCAACAUGGCACCACCGCUAUGGCGAAGGCCUGGCUCCAGGGCGACUUACACUCAUGUACUCACUGACUGUCUCAGUCUUUGCCCUGGGUGGCCUGGUGGGGUCCUUUCCUGUGGGAAUCCUGGUCACUAUAUAUGGAAGGAAUGGUACCUUGGUGCGUAGCAAUCUCCUUGUCCUCCUGGCUGGCACAUUAAUGGGGUUCAGUCGCUACUUGGAAUCACCUGAAAUGGUCAUUUUUGGACGGUUCAUCACUGGUGUUCACUCUGGGAUCUGUCUCAGUGUCGUGCCCAUGUACCUGGGAGAAAUUGCCCCUAAGAACCUCCGUGGAUUCCUGGGUCUUGUACCAAGCAUCUUCAUCUGUCUGGGGGUUUUCUCUGCCCAGGUCCUUGGCCUUCCAGAGCUUCUGGGGGAGGAUGCCUACUGGCCUCUCAUCCUCUCUGUGGUGGUUGUGCCUGCCUUUGUGCAGUUGUUGCUGCUGAAUUGGUUUCCAGAAAGCCCCCGUUACCUGCUUAUUGAGAAGAAUGAUGUCCAUGAAGCUACUAUUGCUCUGAGAUGGUUCCUUGGCAAGUACGAUGUGCAGGAUGUGAUUGAAGAGAUGCAGGAGGAGAAGCGUUCGCUUGCUUCUGUGGAGACUGUGUCUGUGUGGCAAUUAUUGCUAGAUCGCUCAGUGCGGUGGCAAGUUUUCUCUGUCGUGGUGAUCAACAUGGGCAUGCAGCUAUCAGGAAUUGAUGCGAUCUGGUUUUACACAAAUGCCAUUUUUGAGAAUGCUGGCAUUCCUGACCCAGAGAUCCCCUAUACAACUGUGGGCACUGGUGCAAUUGAAGUCGUUGCUGGUUUGAUAGGUUGUUUCACCAUUGAAAAGCUGGGCCGCCGUCCACUCAUCAUAGUUGGCUUCUGCUUCAUGGGCAUCUGCUGUGCUGGCAUCACCCUCUCUCUGUUGUUGCAGGCUAUUGUCUCCUGGAUGCGCUACGUCAGUGUGGCAUGUGUCAUUGGAAUCAUUGCAGGAUUCUGCAUAGGCCCAGCUGGGGUACCAUUUUUGAUGACAGCUGAACUCUUCAAGCAAUCCCACCGGCCACCAGCCUACAUUGUUGGGGGGUCCCUCAACUGGCUCUCAAACUUCACUGUCGGUUUUGUGUUUCCUUUCCUGCAGGUGUCAGCUGGUGCCUUCUGCUACUUAGUCUUCUGUGGUGUCUGCCUUUUGGUUGCAUUGUAUGUCUAUUUCAUCAUUCCCGAGACUAAAAACAAGACAUUUAUGGAAAUCAGCCACAUAUUUGCCUCUCGCCACACCUUCUUCUCUCGCUUGCCUGAUGCUGUCAAGAUGAUCAAGUUCAAUGGCUAUGGUGCCCUGGAAAACAGUUCCCUGGAAUUCUCUGGGUCAGAGUCUAAUCCAUGAUGCUUUCCCUGUUCAUAAUUUCAUGAUGGCAUUUCCCCUCCUAUUGGAAAUCCAUUUUAGUGAGCUGUCCUUGGGCAUAGGGAGAUGGGACUUAUUGAUUCUCUUCCUAUAUUUCCUUUCUUUCUGCCUGGCCAUCAGUACAGAACAGACUUGUGGAUGUUUUUUCUUCCUCCUUCUGCCCUACUAUCCCUCAUCUGCAACUGGCCCAGAUAUUUGUGAGCACUUUUAUUUCCAAAUUUGUUCAUCCUUCUUCAUUGCCUGCUUCUGAGGCCUUGAAAUCAAAACAAUUGAGUAAAAAUUAUUUUCAGGAAAUUGAUAUAUAAGAACUGUUUAUAAUGUCAUGGAAGGACUCAUCCUCUUUCCUGUCAGAAUAUUUAGAAAGUUUUAGGGAGACUUAUCAACCUUGUUUCAAGUUGCAGGCAGCCAUGUGGGCAAGAGGGUUGGACUAGGUGGCCCUUGGCUUUGUUUCCCAUUCUAUGGUUUUGUGACUCUGCGCCAGCAUAUAGCUUGUGACCAUAUUCAGGAAUCAACAAUAAGGAGGCAUUCCUGCAGUACCACAGAUUUUGGUACAAUCUAGAGGGAUUUUUUUGCAGGGGGGGUUUCAUUUACAAAUCCUAGAAUCCCCACAGCCAGAAAGACCACUGGUCAAACUGGCUAGUGAGUUCUGAGAGCUAUAAUCCCCCAAAGUGACCUUUUCAAAUCACUGGGAGGGGUAAGGGUGAUGCAGAUUGCACCGGGUGACACUCCAGAAGAGGGGUGACACCCAGUUGGCCCCUCCUCCCCCUUCAAUGCAGGAGGGGAGGAUGCACACCCUUCCCAGCUGCUCCAUUCCCUGGCUUUCUCCCCAGGGAGGAAGCUGAGGGAUGGAGAAGCAGGAGGGCUGAAUGCAUGCCCUUCCAGCUUAGUUAGUGACACCAAUAUUUCCAAAUCUGGUACAAUUACUUUAUUCAUGUAUUUUGUGAAGGUGCAAUGAUGUGCAUACAUCCCACAUGGAACAAAUAAAAGUCAAAGUAGAAGUAAAUAAAAUUUUAAAAUCAAAUAAAUGCUAACCCAGCUAUGGAACUGUCUGCUAAAAACAUGUGAGCAAUGCACUGCUGGCACAUUCCUCACAGCAACAUUAAUCUAUCCAUAACAAAAAUAUUAUACCAAAUAAGCUACUAAAUAGUCCCCCAAACCACAACAAAUAUCCAUACAAAGAUAACAGCAACAACACAAUUAGAGUCACAUCUAUCCUUGUGAGAAUGCAAAGCCAAAAGAAAUCUCUCUCUUAGUUUCAUACACAUACACACACAGAAUAGUUACAGAGAAACAGAGCACUGCUUAAACAAAUACAAUAAAUACACAAAUAUCUGUUGAUAGUUGGGAAACUAGAAUAUGCUAGAACUUUGUACGAAGAGGCUGUUGUUAGACUAGGUCUCAUUUGAAUAUAUUAAGUGUGCAGACU
Messenger RNA from Sceloporus undulatus (fence lizard), 3114 nucleotides. Its product is annotated as solute carrier family 2, facilitated glucose transporter member 9-like. The record is from RefSeq and is a predicted model, not a curated record. The coding region runs from base 117 to 1670 and encodes 517 amino acids. Gene Ontology annotation, biological process: monosaccharide transmembrane transport. The transcript is spliced from 12 exons. Lineage: Eukaryota; Metazoa; Chordata; Lepidosauria; Squamata; Phrynosomatidae. Gene Ontology annotation, molecular function: hexose transmembrane transporter activity. Gene Ontology annotation, cellular component: membrane.